GAGAUGGCUCUCCAAGUGCUGGGGUGGCAGAAAACACACGUUAUCCGUGUCAAUAAGUGGCUCCUCGGUAGAGCCACAUGACAAUAGCGCACUACGGCCUGUCACAAAAUGCUUGCAGAGCAGUAACCGCUCACUGGUCGCAAAAGGGGGUAUCCCGUGUUGUUGGAAGAGCAAAAAGAAAAAUAAAUUAGCACUCUGAAAUUUCUUGCAACCUCUCAACACUCAGAAGAGUUUAUUUUGCGAGGGAGGAAUAUUUUUCUUUGCCUGUCAUUUGCCCAACAUGGUGGUUUGCCUCAUUCUAAAGCAUGAGUGCACUCUAAAUACACGCUCCUUUAAAAAAAACUUAGUUCCCUACUUAGACUUGAUAAGAAACUGGGAUUUUGGCUAAUUAUUUUUUUGUAUUAAUCAUUUCAGGGAUUUCCGCACCUUUAAUAGUUUAAAUAAUUAAGAAGAUCAGGAUCACAAUAGAGGCGCUUGAUGACACUCAUCCUUGGCAUUUUUUACUGAACUGAUGAUCCCUUUUGCACUAAGCCCAUAUCAUACAUGGAGAUUAUACUGUAUCUGGCUGUGCUCCGAGAGGAGGGAUAGCGGCUAAGCCUAAAGUCAGUUGAGCUGUUCAACUUUCAUAACCUCCCAAAGCUGCUCAUAUAAACUGAUGGGGAAGCUGAACACAUGUACUAUUCCUCAUUGCCUCAGUACAUACGUGCUGCAUGCAUAUAACGCAGACACUGCUAGCCUAACAAAAGUAUGGUCAAUAAAUGCAAAAUCUCAACAUAUUUUGGAUGUUUGUACUUGCUUGUGCUUGCUGGCGUGGGUCAUAUUCGAAAGUGGUAUUCAGUGUGUGCCAGAUGGCCGCCAGCCUUUUGUAAAAGCAACAUCAACAUGUUUAACAUGGGUUUAGAGGUGAUGUUGUUGUGCUAAAAGAGGAUCCGACAGAGACAGAUUAAGAGCCAGGAUAGACUCUUUAGAAAGUAGCUGAGACGCAUAUAAAAAAAAUAAUGAGGCAACGUUGUGUUUCUCUGCCAAGAAUAAUGCAAUCGCUUCACAUCAAAAGGGUGAUUCAAAUGUCUGCACUGCACUUGGACUCUCUCCUCCCAUAACAGCACAGGCCAGAAAUACUGAGACAGGUGUCAAAUGUGCAUCUUUAAAUCUACCUUCACCUCACUCCUCAAUAAUCCUGCUUUAACAGCAAUAGGUAUGAGUUGUGCGAUUCCGUGCUAAGCCGUUGGGUCACUGGAUUAAUCCGUAUCUAAUCCAGGGGACCCGAUAGUAGGCCUUCUAAAAUAAAAUUGAAACUUUUUAAGCCACUUACCCAAAUCCAGUGGAUGAAAAAGGAUACCAGAAUCGUGUUUAAAAUUCAAAGAAUGUGACCAAAAAUUGUCACAACUUUUCCGGCAUUGCUCAAAAGCUUCCCUUUUUGCUCAAUAAUGAACAUCAGCUUUCUAGCUAACAAGGAACAGGCUUGUUUUGAUUAUCCCAUGGUCUCUGAGUGACAGAGCACGAGCCAACCGAUGUGGCUACCAGCAAAAUUACACCACAGGCUUUUUUUGGUUGCAUUAGAACCGGGGCCGGAUAUAGAACAGCCAAUCCUGGCUCUGAAAUCCCACUUUAUUUUACAACCUCUUAGCCCACCCUGGUGCCACCACAACAAAGCUGACUCACCAAGUUUGUCACUUUUCUUCUUCAUUAUUCUGGCAUUUUGUGGGCAGGUUGGGAUUUAGUGGUGGAAGAGCCUGCAGGUGCUCAUUCUCUGUGGACCUUGCAUGCUGGGCUAACCUCUGAGCUAGAGGUGUCUGACGGAUUAAUACGGACACACACACAGAGCGAGACCUGUGCUCUGCCACCAACACUGCAGCCAGGUGUUAACCCACGUGACUGCAGAUAAAGCCGGCAGGCAUUAGUGCUAAUCCCGCCCUGAUCUUUGGAAUAUGUCCCUAUUACCUCCCCAAGCACUCUCUAGCUGUCCCCAGGUCUCCUGAUGGUCACUUAAGAGGGAAAAGACAAGACAAAGCCUCUCUAGGACUCCAAAAAGCACGUUGUUUCUUUGCAGCAACAUAGUAGGUGCCUUUCCCACUCUUUGGUUUGCUACUGCUAUCUUACGAGUGCAGGUAUUUACGGGGUGUGUUCAGAGUAAUACAGAAACAGCCAGUCACAUGGCUCCAGCGAAGCCGCAACUCACGGUGCAUUAACAGUGCUCUGUAGGCACAGGCCUCACGUUUAUGCAGUGGCAAACACACUGUGGUUAGACCUGGACAGAUUUCUUGAUAUCAAGAAACAGCAAGAUGAUAUAAGAAAGAUAAUCUAGUCUUAUGUGAUGGAGCUGCUGAUUUUAGCAUGUGUACACCAUAGAAGUGAAGUGGGUGUCUGGCCAACAAUUGAAGGUUGUACUUUGUCUAAAUUUCUAGACAAGCAUGCGUCAGAUGACUGGGAAAGAGUGAAACCACGCAACUGCUGUACGUGUGUGUUUAUGGUAUGUAUGAGUCACAGAGAGAAAGGGAGACAGGGUGAAACAGAAGAGGCUGUAUUUAGAGAAUAUAUAGGAACAAAUGCUGCUGCAUGGUGAGACAUUGAAGUUGGUAUCUGCUUCUUUUUUUUCCAGCACAAAGACGCUCUUCAUUUUUGCUGUUCUGUGAUCUUCUGUCACAAUGACCGUGUCUCACUGGUCUCGAUCCAGACUGGCUGACAGGAAAGCCCCCCUAUCUGCUGUCUUCAUUCAAAAGUAAAAACCACAAACGCCGCUUAUCCCCAUUUUGACAGAUCUCUACUUCAUCCGUAGGCUGUGACAUUCUGUUGAGUGUCUCCUUCUGGCCAGAGAAGGAGGGGUUUGACACGGGUGCCAUGCUGCUAUAUAAUUACAUUACCACCAGCUUAGAAGCACCAAGGCCACUGACCCAAUUAUUCCCCGAAAACGUCGAUUUUAUUGUGUCAUUUGAAAGAAUGCGAUCUUUCAGAUCAUCAACAAGAGCUCAGUUGAUCGCUGCAGAUCGGCCUCCAACUGCGCCAUGCGUGCAUGCAUGCGUUAGAGAAUACAUAAUGUCUCGGGAAUGGCUUUGACAGACUUAAGCAUUUCUGGAUGAACAGUUCACUUUCAUGGUUUGCCUCGGACACGUUAAGAGCCUUCUGGGACUGUUUUCUCUCUGCUGGUAGCUCUUCAGGUGACAUAUGGCCCAGAGCAAAUGUCAGGUGUGCUAUCACUCCCACACUCUCUCUAGAAUCACAAAAUCCUCAUUUCCGGCCGUUUCCAUGGCUUCAGACUGUUUUCUCGUCGUAAAUAGAAGAUUUUAUCCCUUUGUUUUGGGCCUGACACAAUCAACCGGCCUUCAUAUGCACACACUGGAGCAUGCAUGGGCAUAUCAUGAUGCUUUGUGAGGGCCAGACAUGUUGUGUGGGAGCUGGUUUAGUUGUUUUUGCGAGUCAUCUGCACUUUUAUACCUCUGUUUGAGGAUGAGUUUUCCUUCUGCUACAGAGUCCUAAGGGCUUCCACUAUAUCCUCUCUGCAUUUACUGCUCUUCUCUGUUUGCUAGGGAACGAAAAAAAGCAGUAUUUGUCCUCAGGAAGUCAGCUACUCAUUUACAUAUCCAUUGCCCUCCCAAGAAAACGCAGGUGCCUCUUCUCUCUAUCAGUAAGUGUAUAUAUAUGUCCACAGCGGUGGGGGCCAGUUACACAUAUUAAAUGUCUGUGCUGAUUAAUCAUCCGUGAACAUCUGAACAAGCUGCAGUGUGAUCCUUGGCACUUUUAUUGGCGCCAAUUGACUGCAGAUGUGACUAAUGUGUUUCUGAGUGGUGCAAUUAUGACAAUCAAAGUGUCUUCAGGGACAUGAGAUCAGUGCUUGAUGAUGAAUCUCCAUCCAGUGGCAGAGACAGUGGAAGACUUAUCUGUUCUUUACGAGGUAAUUGUUUUAUCAGGAUGAGCCACGGAGGCUGAGGACACCGAUGCAUCUCUGCCAUGUGAAAUCGCUAACUCCAUGGAUUAAUAACUGCCCAAAAUUGGCCUAUUAAUAGCAUAGGAAAACAAAGCUCUCAUCCUUAGCUGUGUAGAGUAGAAAACGGCUUCAUUUAAGCUGAGAAUUCCACAAGUUAAUGCCUGGUGGACCGAGCUCUCUGCCGUUAGGGUUUGGGGUCAAAGAAACAAAAUGAAAGUUCCCAUUUAGGCCUCCAUAUAUAACUUCUGAGGCCUUCGCAGGCGAGAAACAAGCGUCAGACAUAUGGCCAGUCAGUGAGUAACAUUCGGCCACAGCUACCACGCCACCUCCAUGUUUGAUUUACUUAGACUGUGUGUCAAUUGAGGUUGCUAGGUGAAAUGUUUGACUUUCAAAUGAUUGUCGUCGUACCCCUUCAUUGUGCAGAAGCCGCUUACCACGUCAAACACAUAUGGAAUUAUGAGUGAUGACUCAAGCUUUGGCUGAUAUGACUGGUUAUACCUGUUUAUAUGCUGUUUGCACCACUGCAGCUCAUGCGCACAGUCCCUUUCUAUUUUCCAUCUGUGUUGUCCGAAUCACGCAGAUGCAGAGGAGUGCAGGGAAUUUUCAACCACCAUGAGAAAACUGCAAUGCUCCUACUGUUUUUGUCUCUGUCCUGUGAUCUAUAGGAGUUGCUGACUUUUAGAGAAAACACUUAUUUUAGAGUUUUGUUUCUAUAAAGUAUCGGGCAACCAUGCAACAUGUUUUCUCAUUGUAAACAAUCCGACUGCCUGCAUACAUUCCCCUGCAGAAUCCGGCCUGGCAAAGCACUUUCUAAAGCUGGUCUGGAUUUGCUGUUAGUCACUGCCAGUGUACUGUUUCCGGCUCUGGGGGAAUGCUUUGCUCAUUGCUGACAAGAUGUGAAGAGAACAAAGCAGUGGGCUUGUAAAAAAAAAUAAAUAUACCAGUGGUUUGACAUUAAGGGAAAAAAGAAAACAUGGCACAUAAGUCCUCCAAAUUGAGUUUUGUGGCUGCAGUGUUGCUGCAUCUGUUGGAAGGGAGGGAAGAUAAAAGGGUAUACACGCUUGCACGUCCUAUCAUACAUAGAAUUCCAAAUAGGUGUGGUUGAGACAUUGUAAAGGAAGGAAUGUGUUUUCCCUCUUUUCAAAGGUUUUUUGGGGAGGUUUUAGAAAUUGGGGGUGGAGGCGGCUCAGAUGCUCAUUCUCAUCAGGUAUUUUUAUAAAUUAUUUUCUGCAGGUUUGCAGGGGUUGCAUCCCGUUUGUCUUCAGCUCAAAUAAGGAAUGGCAGUCGUGUUGUUUUUCCUUUUUUCUACUUUUUUCACUUUCCCAGGCUGCAGUGAUACAACUUUAAACACACAUCUGCAUUCUUGGGUGUCAGCGAGUGAUGUCGAGCUCACAGAUCGUGACCUCACUUAUAGUGAGAAUGAGCUGGCAGCAGAAUCAGAGAAAGUAAACCGGUGGUAAAUUAAAAGCCCCGCUGCAGAAGCCUCACUCGAGAGAAGUAGAUUUGUGGAAAGGUCGCAGAAAUGUGAUGGUGGUAGAUAUAGUAGUUUCGACACUGAUGUGUCUGUGCUUUAAUGUGACAAGUUCAAAAGUACAUGGCUGAAGGCGUGACUGUUUAAACAUGUCUGAUGUUGCACACUUUGCCUCUCUCUUGCUCUCUCCGCAGAGUUUCAAUGCUCCUCCACGUUCUAAGAUGAAGUUAUGGAAAGGUGCUACUUUUGCCUUCAUGCUCUGUGCUGCAGCCCUGUCCACCAUCCUCAUUAGAAACAUGGCCACCAUCAGACAGUUCAAGCUUAACACAAAAUAUCCAUCUUCACCCUCGUCGAGACCGUCUGCAUUAUUAGAAUCAGCAUCCAAGACCUCACCGCCAUCAUCGUCAUCGCCCUCCUCAGAAUCAAGGCCAGUGCCCCAACAGAUGGGUGAUCUGCAUCGGAGGAAACGCUCAACAGACGACAUGAAAUCUUUCCUCUCAGAGUUUACCAUGAUGUUGCAGAGCUUCACCGAGGGCGAGCUUCAGCACAUGGUCGGAACUGUGCUAGAAACUAAGCGAAGGAAGAGCCGGCGGCUUGCUAAGACCCAGGGCCGCAGGACUAAAAGGGCCCGAAAGCCCAAGUCGUGCACCGUCAGGACGCUCGAAGUGAAAGUUAAUGAACUGGGUCUCGAAUAUAAGAGCGAAGAGACUGUGCGGCUGCGCUACUGCAGUGGCAAAUGCGAUAAACACCGGGAAAACUAUGACAUGGUCAUGAAGCACAUGAUGACAGUGGGCUUCAGAGAGAAGGGCCGCAGGGACAAAGUUAGCAUUCAGCCCUGCUGCCGACCGACUGCAUUUGAGGACUUUACCGUCCUGGACACAACAGUAAACCCCAGCCGCUAUCGGAACAUACACAACGUAUCUGCAAAGAACUGCGGAUGUGUAUGACCCAGAGAUAUGGACUUCUUUAUGCUGCUCUCUCUCUCUGAUGGAAGAGUCAUGGUUGCUGUUAACAGAAAAUCUAUGGAGUAUAAACUCAAUGAGAGGAAGAUGUGAAUAUGUUCCUGGAUGCUCCAAAGCAGCUUUUUAAAAUAAUAUUUUUUUUUUUUUUUUUGUUGGACAGAUAGACUAUGGCAUUUGACCAUCAGUCUUCACAAGCUGAGACAGUGUCACGUGGACACCAAGACUUGACAUGUACAAAGGCAGACAAUGGCUGCUUAAAUCACAAGUUUUUAUCUUUUCUAUCCAUGUAGUAACACUGUAAACUGUGGUGUAACAACAAUGUAGCAAGGUUUUGUUUGUGAUGUCAUAUUUCAGUAGUAAAUGAAACAGAUUAUGAUUUAUAAGCUGUAGGGGACCAGAUCAGUGCUGUAACUGGACUUCAUUCCCACCGGUGUUAAUCACAGGACACUUCAGCCUCGUGGCCUGAUUAUAAUGUUUUGUGAUCUGGCUUAAAGCGUGUUGUUAUUACAGGCCAUGACUUUGGUUCCCUACUUCUAUGCAAUGUUACUAACUGCAGUGUUAUUACACAGGUAAAAGAAAAAAGUGUUACUGAUCAGAAUUUGCUAAUGCAAAUCUAUAGCUCCAGGUUUCAUGCUCACGUUAAAAACUCCAGUGUAUGUCGAUUUGUGUUGAAUAACAGCAACAGAGCAAUUUAAACAUUUCACACAUCGGCUCCCUUGAGUUCUACUUUCUCAAAACACCCCAGUCUAAAAAACGCAAUUACCCAUAAUUUUCAGGAAUUAUUUUCCCCAAAUAAUUGCCAUAACACACCAAGUCAAAUCAACACGCGCGGGAAUCCACAAAGUUACAUUCAUAAACAUCGCACGUAUCAGGUUGCCGGUGAUAUAACCCGUUUCAUUUUUGUCUCUGGGUGUCAUUUGUGAAUGUUUACACUUGCACAGUCAUUAGCUAAUUUGAGAAGCAGGUGUAAAAGAGAAAAAUGGUUUUAGUGAAAAACUAAAAACUUGGCAAAGUAGAUGCUGGGGUCUGAAGUGAUGUUCGCACCUCUCCAUAAAACCAUGUAACCUUUCUAAUCCAAAACCCACAGUACAGCCUUCCACUGGCCCUUCAAAUGCCUCCUUUGUUGUAUUGCCUGGUUGACUUUUAGGGGAGAAAAAGCUGUUGAAAUGAAUCAUUAAGCAUCUUUUUCACCUUCGCCGAUUUUUAUUUGGUUUGAACCCAUAGCAACUGGCUGAAGUAAAAACACAUUAUGUCUGUCUGGUUUUUUUUCCUUUUGACUUUUUUUUUU
Haplochromis burtoni (Burton's mouthbrooder) is the source of this 7643-nucleotide messenger RNA. RefSeq names its product neurturin. NCBI's taxonomy places the organism in Eukaryota, Metazoa, Chordata, Actinopteri, Cichliformes, Cichlidae. The coding region runs from base 5543 to 6340 and encodes 265 amino acids. The record is from RefSeq and is a predicted model, not a curated record. The transcript is spliced from 2 exons. Gene Ontology annotation, molecular function: glial cell-derived neurotrophic factor receptor binding; growth factor activity; receptor tyrosine kinase binding.